GUCACCAAGCUCGCCAAGGACCCCAUCACCUCUCUCUACACCAUCACCGUCAAGGCCGACAAGUCGCCGCUCCUCCUCGACCUCGCCGGCUCGCUCGUCUGGUCGACGUGCCCGCCGCCGUCGUCAUCACACAGCAAUGUGGCAAGCCAGUCCGGUCCGUGCGGGGGCGCGGCCAGCCAGCAGUGGCCACGCCGCUGCCCGCACGUGGAGCCGGGGUCGGGAUGCGCCUGCGCGGGCAAUCCGGUCACCCGCGAGUGCUCCACCGGCGGCCUCACGAGCUUCGCGAUGUCGGCCAACACCACCGACGGCGCCAUGGAGCUUCCCCCGGAAGAGUCGUUCGCCGUCGUCGGCGCGUGCGCGCCGGGCAGCCUGCUGAGGUCGCUCCCCGCGGGCGCCACCGGCGUCGCGGGGUUCUCCCGGCGCCCGCUCUCGCUGCCGUCGCAGCUCGCCGCCCAGCGCGGCUUCGGAGGUAAGUUCGCCCUGUGCCUCCCCGAUUUCGCGACCUUGGGCUACGGCGACGUGCCUCCGGACCCGUACUUCACCCCGCUCCUCACGAACCCGGCGAACGCUGCCGGUUACUACAUCCCUGUCAAGGGCAUCUCCGUGUCGUGGCAUGAGGCCGACGCUCCAGCGGCCCUGAUCCGCGGCGCGCUCGACCUCGACGCCGCCACCGGCCGCGGCGGCGUCGUGCUGAGCACCGCCACGCCGUACAUGAUCAUGCGUCCCGACGUGUUCCGCGCGUUCGCCAAGGCGUUCGACGCCGCCAUUACCAGGGGGAAGAAGAAUCCGACGAGCACGGUGAAGCGGGUGGUGCCGGCGCCGAAGCCGUUCGAGCUGUGCUACAAGGGCGGGUUCCCAAUGCUGAAGCGGCCGGUGGGGCCCGGAGGCAUGCUGGUGGAGGGCGAGCCGGCGGUGGUGGUCGGCGGGAAGCAGCUGGAGAACAACCUGCUGGUGUUCGACCUGGAGAAACAGGUGCUCGGGUUCAGCGUGCCGCUCGACUUCCGCAUGUCCAGUUGCAGAAGCACCAGUUUCUUCGGAAACUAAACAUUGCAGUCACUUCAAUUUCAGAACAGAACUUUCACUGUGCAAUUUAUAUGUUUAUCUUUUCUACUUUUCGGGCUAAUAAUUGGACCAUAUGUAUGUGCAAUUUGUGUGUCCAU
Messenger RNA from Triticum aestivum (bread wheat), 1160 nucleotides. RefSeq names its product chitinase CLP-like. Gene Ontology annotation, molecular function: aspartic-type endopeptidase activity. The transcript is spliced from 3 exons. Gene Ontology annotation, biological process: proteolysis. NCBI's taxonomy places the organism in Eukaryota, Viridiplantae, Streptophyta, Magnoliopsida, Poales, Poaceae. The record is from RefSeq and is a predicted model, not a curated record. Bases 286 to 1044 code for a protein of 252 amino acids.